Recurvomyces mirabilis is the source of this 219-nucleotide messenger RNA. RefSeq lists its product as uncharacterized. The record is from RefSeq and is a predicted model, not a curated record. The transcript is spliced from 2 exons. Bases 1 to 219 code for a protein of 72 amino acids. NCBI's taxonomy places the organism in Eukaryota, Fungi, Ascomycota, Dothideomycetes, Mycosphaerellales, Teratosphaeriaceae.
AUGCCCGGAAGCGGCAAUCAAGGUUCGUCAGGAGGGAGCAAUCCAGAUACUGGCGAGAGGCGAGAUGAUCCGCAGGGUACAGGUAACCAGAGCUACGACAAGAAGCCUCCUGACAAGGGAGGUCCGACCAUGCCUGUUGAGAUUCCAGGAAAGAACAAGCCAAGGGAAAAGCCCGUAAAGAGGCCAGACGAUCCGAAACCGGAUCCGCCCAAGCGAUGA